Messenger RNA from Acipenser ruthenus (sterlet), 2281 nucleotides. RefSeq names its product pbx/knotted 1 homeobox 1.1 (gene pknox1.1). Gene Ontology annotation, biological process: angiogenesis; regulation of transcription by RNA polymerase II. The record is from RefSeq and is a predicted model, not a curated record. The coding region runs from base 142 to 1434 and encodes 430 amino acids. Gene Ontology annotation, molecular function: DNA-binding transcription factor activity, RNA polymerase II-specific; RNA polymerase II cis-regulatory region sequence-specific DNA binding. NCBI's taxonomy places the organism in Eukaryota, Metazoa, Chordata, Actinopteri, Acipenseriformes, Acipenseridae. The transcript has 11 exons.
GCGGCGUGUCGUUGCGUGGUGACGUAGCACGGUCACUGCGGGUCCCGAUUGCUGCAGCCGCUUGUCAGAGUGACGAAGAUUGGCACCCAGUGUACGUGGUGUUCAACCUGAUGAUGCUUCAGUGUUCAUAGUAUCUUCACCAUGAUGGCAACACAGUCGGUAUCCAUAGACAAUUACCAGGAAGGGCAACCGAUGCAAGUCGUAACACAGGCCGAUGCUGAAGCCAGUCCUGGUGGUGGCAGCCCAGCCCCUGCAGAACCACAGACACCAAUGGAUGCUGAUAAAGAAGCAAUAUACAGGCAUCCUCUCUUUCCAUUGUUGGCAUUACUUUUUGAGAAAUGUGAGCAGUCAACCCAGGGCUCAGAGUGUAUUACUUCUGCCAGUUUUGAUGUGGACAUUGAAAACUUUGUCAGGAUACAGGAAAAAGAAGGAAAGGCCUUUUUCAGUGAAGAUCCAGAUCUAGAUAAUUUGAUGGUGAAAGCUAUUCAGGUCCUGCGCAUACACCUCCUAGAGUUGGAAAAAGUGAAUGACCUCUGUAAAGACUUCUGUAGUCGCUACAUUGCCUGUCUGAAGACGAAAAUGAAUAGUGAAACCUUGCUAAGUGGAGAUCCAGGCAGUCCUUAUUCGCCUGUACAGUCACAGAAUUCUGGCACUUUUACUGGCACUCUUAGUCCCCAGGGAAUUGUGGUUCCUGCUUCAGCACUGCAGCAAGGAAAUGUAACCUUUGCAACAGUUAACCCAACACAAGUUGUUGCAGGUGGCACAGUGUAUCACCCUGUGACUGUCGUUACACCACAAGGCCAGGUAGUAACACAGGCUUUGUCACCAGGGACAGUGCGCAUCCAGAAUACACAGCUCCAGCUCCAGUUAAAUCAGGAUCUGAGUAUCAUACAUCAUGAAGAUAUGUCCUCCAAAAACAAACGAGGAGUGCUGCCCAAGCAAGCCACCAAUGUAAUGAGAUCCUGGCUGUUCCAGCACAUUGGACACCCUUAUCCAACAGAAGAUGAGAAGAAGCAGAUUGCUACCCAGACUAAUUUGACACUACUUCAAGUUAAUAACUGGUUCAUCAAUGCCAGGAGGAGAAUCCUCCAGCCCAUGCUGGAUGCGAGUUGUUCUGAAACUCCAAAGACAAAGAAGAAAACUGCACAAAAUAGGCCCCUUCAGAGGUUCUGGCCCGAUUCUAUUGCAUCUGGUGUCAACCAACAACAUUCCUCAGAAAUCACAAUGUCUGAAGGAACUAUGGUGGCUGUCGGUGUGAAUGUGGACAGUCUCCAGUCUCUCUCUUCAGAUGGUGCCACAUUAGCAGUGCAGCAGGUCAUGAUGGGCGGGCAGAGUGAAGAUGAUUCUGUGGAGAGUGGAGAGGAUGACAGUGGUGACCUUUCAACAACAAACAUAAGUGGGCUUGGAUUGGAAACAAGUGAUUCCCUGCAGUAGACCCAACAGAGUAACAAGGAAAGAGUCUGAAAAUAUAUUGUGAAUAAAAAUAGGACUUACAGUCUUUGUUUUUUUAGUUUGCACAGCAAACAUUUACACCGGGCGUUUUAUUUCUAAAAUGUUUUAUACUUAGUUAUAGAGGGGUGCACUUUUUGUAUUUCUAAUACUAAACAAACAAAAGUGUUAUAAUAAGGAGUGCUUAAAUAUAAAGCUUUGGAAGAUGGACAAUACUGAUUUCAGUAGGGAUGCAAACACUUAACUGUAGUUAUUUCAUACAUUUAGCAUGCCUGUAUAUCACUAGCUGUGCUUACAAAGCAAAUAAACACAGGGCCAUAGUUGUCCACAAGAUUUAAAACAAAUAUUAAAAAUAAGGUAUUUUUUAUAAAUGAAAUGCGCGGAAAAUAAUGGGUUUGUUUCUUUUUUUAGGAAUAUUUAUAUAUUAAGACAAAAAAAUUCUAAAAGAAAGCCAUCCUUUUCGGGUUGAAGUGGAUGUUUUUUAAAUAAAUAAAAAAAUAUAAUAGCUAAUUAAAUCAGUUUAAAUAAGCCUUAAACUAACUUGAAAAGAAGCACAUAGUCUAUAAAGCCAGUUUAUAAAACUGAAUAUUUAGUGUUAAAAUUAAUUUUAAAUAACAAAACCAUGUGGAUUCAGUACAGGUUUCUGCAUUUCAAUGUGUUAUUGGCUUUACAAGAUACAGGAAUACUUAAAUCGAUUUGUAUUUUUUCUCAGUAAUUAAAUAUUUGCAUUUUUAGUGUAGGUUUCAUGCUCUGUAAUGUAUUUUCCUAUAACUUGUCCAGUAAAAUUGCCAAAUUUAGUUUUUUGUUAAAUAAAAAAUGCAUUUACACACAA